AACAUUCGAUGGCGGAAUCCACACUGUAAUUCUAUCUGUUUCAUACACGUACCCCGGGUUGCCAAAUAUAGAACAUAAACCGCCAAACGCAGCACUGCGGUCGUGUUAUUGUGAACAUAUUCUAUCGACUGAAUUUCUUCUUUUCCCCUUGGCAUACUAACCGAAUGUAAUGUGUCUUCAAGACGAAGGCUAAUUAUUGAUGACUGAGAGUAGAAAGAUUGGGUCACUUCCUGAUGCUGAACCGGGUACAAGUAUGAUGAGGUGCCUGAUUCCCAGAGAUGGAGGACAAAGAGUGAUGGCAGAAGAUGUCCUUGGAGGCAGAUAAAAAUUGCUUGCUGGUUUCCCAGGAGCCAAGAGCACCCUUUCAGACAGCUGAAGAGAGAGAGGAGAUCCCAGGGAUGGGAGAGGACAGUGUUCUGGAAAUGCUGAGCUACUCCAAAUUUACAGACCUGGAGGCAUGGCUGUGCAUGCCCUCUACACUCUUGCCCAGGAGUUUGGAAUCACCACGUGGAGCCUCCCCGCCACUUACACACCGUGAAACAGCAGAUGUGGCAAAUGAAAAGAGUGGUGAUCCAUUCCCUGCUCUGCUGGGUUACACAGAAGCACUGACUCUUGGGCCCCUGGAAAAUGAUGGCCUGUUUUUGGCCCCGCCUUUGGAGAGGGAUGCCGUGUUCUUGGCCCCAUCCCAGAUGCUGCCAGUGCCUACAGAGCCUCCAUCACCGGAACCUUUGUCCCCAGUCUCAACUGCGGCCUCUGUGUCCUCGUCAGUGAGCCCCUUGCGAGAAUCCACACCGACAGGAGUGAGUGUACGGAAGCGCCGCCGUCUGGCUGCUAGCCCUGGGGGGCUUCACUGGAACUCUGCAGGAGCGCUUCAGAGGGAGUAUGACAGAGCAGAACUGUCACCGGUGUCUGAGGCAAAGCGCAGCUCCAGCAGUGACACUAGCAACCAUGCCAGCAUCUGGGCAGACCAGUGCAAGCUGGCCUUGAGGAAGAGUGUCUCAGUGGACGACCGCCUGUUCCAGCAACCGCACAAAGAGCAGCACAGGCUGCUCAGUCGCCUGGAGAAGGGCAAGAAUAAGCUAAGGAAUAUCCACAGCCUCGGAUCAACAGGUAGAUACGAAACACGAAAAAAGUCAGAGAGCAAGAUCACCCGGCUGGCUCAGAGGCUCAACCAGAGGCAGAGUGAUGCGCUGAUCAAAGACUUCAAACCUCUUUUUUUCACUGUGUCCCCUGGCAAUUCCCAGAGCCUGGACAGGAACUUCUCUGUAAGCAUGACGCAGCAGAUGCAGAACCUCCAGCUGUCCCACAACAAGAAGAGCAGUGGGCCUGCAUCUCCCAGCGCUGCCAAGCGCCUCUAUCGGAACUUGUCUGAGAAGCUCAAGGGCAGCCACUCCUCUUUUGACGAGGCCUACUUCUUUGGUCGCUCUGACCGCUUCCGCAAAGCCUCUAACAUGCAGAGCAGUGAAGCCUUGUUUGAGGCUGUGGAGCAGCAAGACCUGGAUGCAGUCCAGAUCCUACUAUAUCAGUACACUGCAGAUGAGCUUGACCUCAACACACCCAACAGCGAGGGUCUGACCCCACUGGACAUAGCCAUAAUGACCAACAACGUGCCUGUGGCAAAGCUUCUGCUGAAGGCUGGGGCCCGGGAGAGCCCACACUUUGUCAGUCUGGAGAGCCGGGCGGGGCACCUUUCCACGCUGGUCCAGGAGGCAGGGAGGAGGGUGAGUGAGCUCUCGGCUCAAGUGCAGAGUGAAGGACUGAGUCUGGACACCUCUGAAAAGGAGAAGCAGCUCAAGGCCUGGGAGUGGAGAUAUAAACUGUACAAACGCAUGAAGACCGGCUUUGAACAUGCAAGGACUCCAGAUGCGCCGGCCAGCGUGCGUCUGAAUGUGACCAGCAGCACAUCACUCACUGUCACCUUUCAGGAGCCCCACAGUGUCAACUCUGCAGUGGUCACCAAAUACAAAGUGGAAUGGAGCUGUUUGAAGGACUUCUCCUUGUUGGCUGGAGAACUGAUCCUGGAUAAUCUGCAGUCUCUGAGGUGCACAAUCACAGGGCUCUCCACGGGAAGAGUCUAUUAUGUCCAAGUCUCCGCUUAUAAUAUGAAGGGCUGGGGUCCAGCACAACCAUCUUUCCCUCCUUCAGCUGCUCCAUCUAACUGGAAGGAGUCUGAGGGCCGAGAACCCCGGCACCGAGGCCACAUUGAGGCCAUGGAGCGUCUGCUGCAGCAGGUCCGAGCCACACACCAGCACUACAGCUGCGGAGAUACUACCAAACUUCAGAACCCAAGUCGGAAGCAGUCAGUUUCCAGAAGCCUUAAACAUCUCUUUCAUUCUUCUAAUAAGUUUGUAAAAACUCUUAAAAGGGGACUCUAUGUGGCGGCGGUGUUCUAUCACAAGGAUAGCCUGCUGGUGACCAAUGAGGAUCAGAUCCCCAUUGUGGAGAUCGAUGACUCCUACAGCAGCUCCAUCAUGCAAGACUUUCUGUGGUUCGCCAAGCUGUCCUGCAUGUGGGAGGAUGUCCGAUGGCUGCGGCAGAGCAUGUCGGCCUCUAUGUCCUCCUCCUCCACGCUGCAGGCCCGCCAGAAGAUGCUAGCCGCCGCCGGGCAGCUCCAGAACCUCUUGGGCACCCAUAACUUGGGCAGGGUCUAUUAUGAGCCCAUUAAAGACCGGCACGGCAACGUCCUCCUGGUCACCAUCAGGGAGAUGGAGAGCCUCUACUCCUUUUUCAACGGCAAGUGGAUGCAGGUGUCCAAGCUGCAGAGCCAGAGGAAGUCCCUGUCCACGCCUGAGGAGCCCACCGCCCUGGACAUCCUCCUCAUCACCAUACAGGACAUCCUGGCCUAUCAGAGGCGCAGUCAGCACCGCCUCUCCCCCGGGCUGUACCUGGGUUACCUGAAGCUCAGCAGCUCCGUAGACCAGAUCAAGGUGCUGGUCCCGCAGAGAGUCCCCAACAUGCUGUGCCACUUCAAGGUCCGGGACAACUGGAACGUGUCCAGAGAUGAGUGGGACUGGCUCCAGAGGCUGUCUGGACCGGUGCAUGUGGAAAGUGUGGAUCAGACAGCCGACUGCCACACUCCGCUCUUCUUCUAUGAGCUCCAGAUGGCUGUAAAAGGCUUGCUCAAACAAAUCAAUCUACCUCUUCACCAGGCCAAGCACUUCCGUCUCUACACACAGGAGGUGCUGGAGCUGGGGCACAAUGUGUCCUUUCUUCUGCUGCUGCCCGCCUCAGACGAUGUCUGCACUGCCCCAGGACAGACUAAUCCUUACACCCUGCACUCAGGGUUCCUCAACCUCCCUCUUCAAAUGUUUGAGCUAGUUCACUUUUGCACUUAUAAGGAGAAAUUCAUCAGCCUAUACUGUCGCCUCUCCUCGGUAUUGGAGCUUGAUGCACUCAUUACCCAACUGGCAUUGCGGGAGGCCAUCUUGGAUUCUGAAAUUGCAACUGCCAAACAGAGGCACCAGCAUAUUCUAGACUACAUUCAGCAGAUGGACGAGAUGAGGAGGGAGAUGCGCUGGAUCACGGACGCCCUGCAAUACGCCCGCUACAAGCAGCCCCUGGGCGGCGUUCCCAUCACCUGGCUGGUGGACCCAAAAGUGGAGACGGCGGUGCAGAAGAAUGACUCCACCUCCUCUAACAUGGACUACCUGCCAACCCCAUCCCCCUCGCCAGAGAUGCGCAGGAGGAAAGCUGUGAGCGAUUCCCAGCCUGGGUCAGAUGAAGAGGGAUGCUCCGAGGUGUUCCUCCCCACGGACAGCGACUACGACUCGAGCGACGCCCUGAGCCCACGCGACCUGGACCUGGUGUACUCCUCUUCACAGGACAUCUCCCAGCAGGCUGUGUGCGCGCUCAGCGGGAGCGCUCCCGACGUGCUGCAGGUGCACGAGGUCAAGUACAGUGUGUGCCCCAAGGACAGCCUGGAGGCUGAGACCUGCACCAAGAACAUGGAGGGCCUGACGCUGUCGGGGAGCGCGGCCAAGGCCGCGGAGAAGGCACCCUCCGGCAAGCUGCUGGCCAACCUGCCGACCAAGAGGAAGCUCCUGUCCAAGAGCCAGGCCCAGCACAGCUGCUUCAGCGGGCCGCACCGCUGGCUUCGCGUGCAGAGUGAGAGCCAGGCCUCCUCGCUGUCCGAGGGCGUCUACACACAGCAGCGCGACACCGAGCUGCCGCUGGAGUCGGCCGCCCGCGGCGCCAUCAACAUCUUCGCCGAGCUGCCCCAGAGCACCUACGUGUCUCACGCCACCUGCCACCUGGAGGACAGGAGGCCUCCGCACAAGGAGACCAAACAGAAUGUGCGCAGGAUUUUAGUCGAGCCCUGCAAGAAGACGUCGCCCAGCCAGGAGGUUAGCGGCUGGGCCCGAGGCGCUGUGGAGUGUGGGGCGGGCACCGACUACGACAGCUCCACAGCACAGGACGUGGACUCCGAUGACCAGACUAACGCUCAAGUAUCCGAAAUACUCAGCAGCACACUCUAGGAGACAGCAGUUUGAUGAUUUGACGUAAUUCACGAUGCUGUACCCUCCUUAUUCAAAUGUCCAUGUUUUCAGCAUGGCCUCUCUCCAUGGUAACUUCUGAUUCCAACACACAGGCAUGCACAUUCUGUAUAUGUACACAGAUCUAAUCGGACACUGCAUCCUUUCAACAGAAUGUAUAAACUGAAGUUGCUGGUCAACUGUUAUAAAAUGUAAAAUCCAUGGCUUUGACUGUUAAAACUAUAAUAAUCAAUGCAACAUGAACUGAAGCACUGCUUUUAAUAUUGAACUUGAAACUGUGCCACCAUUUGAGGCCGUAAUAUAGAUCGCAAGAUAUUUGAAAAUAGCUCAAAUGUAACAAUUUCAUGAAUUGGCAUUUUUGUAGUCUGUUUCCGUGAAUACAUGUUGGGGAAUGUUGCAGUUGAGACAUAUUAUAAAUAUUCAGAAUUACUGAAUAAGAUUUUAUCUUGGUGUUGUAUGCCUUAUUAACUCCCAGAUGUGACCCAUUGUCAUGAUAUGGUGUACAAAUGUACUCCGCCAGCAGAAAUCAUUGAAUUUCUUACAUUACUUUUUCUCGCUAAAAAUCUUCUCUGUUCUUAAUCAAUGUGAUGCUGCUGCAUGGCCACUUCAGUGGUGUGCGAACACAGACAACUCUGGCGACACCUAUGAAUAAAGUUCACUCCCUUCAAACAGAAUAUUUUUCUAUUGGGAGUAUGAGGAUGGCAGUGUCCCCAGUUUAGAUACUGAGGUUAAUACUGAGGUUUUCUUUAAUAAGACUGCAUCAGUCUUCACUUGGUAGUUGGUCCAAAGUGAAAAAAAAAAAUCUGAUGCAUGGGCAUGCCAUCUACCAGAGUGGACUGAGAUUCAGAGCUCAUGCUGGUUCUGACUGCCUGUGUAAUCUACAUUCCCCUGGGACUGCACUGAGCUCUCUGGGCUCCAAUAUAGCAUUGAUCACUGCCUCAUUUAUAUUCACAUACAAUAAGAUCAAUUAAUUGCCACUUUACACUAAAAAAAAUUUAAUCAUAUGAUGUGUUAAUGUAUUGCUUUGAAAGAAAAUGUAUUUUACGGGCAUGGAAUUGUCUUAUGGUGUGUAUGCCUUUGUAGUCAGUUGUACCCUGUAUGGCUUUAAAGGGAAGUGCACUGGACACAGCUGAAUUGAUUAUGAACCUCUAUCGACAGAGGCAGUUUAUACACGGCGGUGAACUACAGAUUCUGUUCUAUCCAGCGGCUCAAGGUGUCCUGUCUAUUUCUCUACAAGUAAAAGUGAUUUGUUGUCCAGAUUCCCUCUAUUUUGUGAAAAUGUCUAAAAUAUAAAUGGCCUCUGUAGAUAAUUAAAGCAGAAAGGAGCUCAAGAGCAGCAGUGUGUUGUACUAUAUAAUUAAGCACAUUGACUAGAAGUUGCACAUUGAAAAAGGAGUUCCUCUUGGCACUUGUUCUGAUGUUAAGUGAAGCAGAAACCAACCACUUAAAUGGUUUUGUGUGUGCUAGAAGCAAGCAAGAGCCGCUCCUGUUGCUCAGAUAAUGACUUGCAUUAGGCAUAUCUUUCACCCACUGUAGAACACAGGGACUUAGAGGGAUUUAUAGAAUUAGUUCACUGUCAACCAGCAUGGGCAUUAAAGUGGUGACUGACCUGUGUAUAUUUUUCAAGCUUUUACCACUAAAAUGAUAGUGUUUUGAUGUUUGCAAACAGGUAUUUUCUGAAGAGGAAUCAAAUAUAUUUAAAUUUGAAACAAGCUCCAAA
Molecule: messenger RNA, 6213 nt
Organism: Megalops cyprinoides (Indo-Pacific tarpon)
Lineage: Eukaryota; Metazoa; Chordata; Actinopteri; Elopiformes; Megalopidae
Gene: ankfn1a
Product: ankyrin repeat and fibronectin type III domain containing 1
Exons: 26
Coding region: 306-4475 (1389 amino acids)
Biological process (GO): establishment of mitotic spindle orientation; regulation of establishment of bipolar cell polarity
Cellular component (GO): spindle
Molecular function (GO): protein binding
Source: RefSeq, a predicted model, not a curated record